AUGGCGGAGGACCUCACGUUGCCAGCGUCUAUCUUGAAGGCGCAGAAGCUGUUGCGUGAUGCAGCCGAGGAUUGUGGCGUGCAGAUCAGCGGAGGCUUAGGAACGGAUAGUGAAAUUGCUUUGAGCGAGCUCUUUGUCAAUCUUACUCUGCUGACGAAGAGUGAAGUAGGAACACUUUUCAAGAGCGAGUCAUUCUUUUCCUCCGAAUCUGAGAGAGCACGCCAGCUUGCUGCUAUCAGAGUAGCGCAGGAUGGAACGCCUUCGAAGACACGCGGUGUUGAGCUCAGUGAGAUCUUCCCUGACUCAAGUAGCGAUAGCGCAAAGGACCAAGCAGGUGCCAGCGAAGUAGUUGAUGCCGAAUGUGGACUGCUUGCUCGCGCAGCUAGCGAUGUGUCCAGCGCUGGAGCGAAAAAGAAGAACGUGCUGGCAUUUGGCAGCGCUGGCAGUGGCAAAUCAACGAUCUUCCUUCUCAUGUUGGAAUACCUGUGGGCUACACGUUCGUUGUGGAAGGAGAAGAUUGAUCUUGUCUUGGCUGUAGAAUUACGACAUGCCAAGGUGCGAGCGGCAACUAGCCUGUCUGAGUUACUGGAGCGGCGGUUCGCUAAUUUGAACAUGAAAAAAGACGAGCUGUUGGAGAUGGAAAGUUACUUUUGCCGCCAUCCGUCACGUCUUUGUGUUGUUCUAGACGGCAUGGAUGAAUGCAGCCUGCAGGAAUGUAGUGAGUAUAUGCAAGCCAUGCUGUUGAGAAGGAACAAUGUUGAGAUGCAUGUGGUGGUCACAUCUCGACCCUGCGCUGAUGCAUACAGGCUAAGCCAAUGCGGAAAGUACCACCAACAGCUGGAGGUUGUCGGAUUCUCACAAGAGAACGUGAAGACGUACGUGAGAAAAGUGGUGGGUGGAAAACAAGCGGAGGAGAUGCUGGAGAAGCUGCACGCACAGCCGGACAUGCUAGCACUGAUGGGAACUCCGUUAUUUGCUGCUCUGGCAUGUGAGCUGUACUGCUGUGGCCGUGGCUUGGCGAAAUCGAGCACGGCAUUGUACGAGUCACUACUUCUACGUGUCCUGGAGCGGAAUGCAGGAAAAUUGUACAAGUCGUUUGCCGAGGCGGAUGCACAGGAGCUGGAGCUGCUGAACGAGGUCUCCCGCUUUGCACUUGCAAUGCUGUCGGUGCAAAAGGCCGUGUUCAGCGAAUCGGAAAUGAAAAGCGCAGGUCUAAGUGAUGCCGCUCUUCAGCUUGGACUUCUGAUCGCUUACAAAGACGGCAGCUCGACGGAAAACCGACAGUACCGCUUCGCUCACCUGUCCCUACAGGAGUUCAUGUCGGCAUGGUAUCUGUCACGUGAAGUGCUGAAGGACGAGCAUGACGCGGCGUGGCUGGUGAAGAGAGUCGGCCAUUACAGUGGUCACAUGACAAUGUUCUGGCGCUUCGUCAUCACACUGCUACCGCGCAAGGCCUCGUUCGUCACCAUGGAGCAUCUCUGGCACCUUAUCUGUGGGCAGCGUAUAGCGUCGACAUCGGACGCUGCUGACUCUCGUCUUGUGGCGGACAUUGUCAGCUACUCCCAUCCCAAGUCUGCAAGGCCAGGCCUUGAAAGGAUGCAGACCAUGCUUUGUGCCAGCCUGACGUAUGAGAAAAUGAAGGAACUCGCCGACAAGCUGCUGGAGGAGACGUGCGGUGAGGGCAACGGCUGCCAGCGUGUCGAGAGCGCCUUGCCGCGGGGCAGAGAAUUAACAGACGAACUAUUCCUGUCAACUCUCAUCGAUGUGUGGAAGAAGGAGGCAGUGGAUGCCGACACGGAAGUAUUCCUCGCUGCUGUGCGCAACGUCAAUCCCGUCGUGGCAUCACAAUGCGAGCGUAUGAUGCUUCCACGCCCCAAUGUGUCGAUUCCAUCGUCAACCGAGGACGGUAUUGCUACGGAUAUGCCUGAAGUCCGCCCAGCGGAGUCCGAGAAGGAAGAGCGCUAUCUGGUUCAUCUUCUGGUGGCUCAUCAUGAACACUGCCAGUAUCAAGGUGCGUCCGAUCAAGGUGCGUUCUGUGAUGGUCAUUGUUCAUUCUUUUCACAAGUGUUUUCUAAAGGCAUUCGCUUUUGGUCUACACAGCUAUCUCUUUUUGAUUGUGUUUCUAUUGGGCACUUUCUCAAGACGCAUGUUUGCUUUGAUAGCAGUGCAUUUCACAUCGCUAAUUCUGGCUGUGGCAGCGCUGGUCUGCAAAGCAUUGCUGCUGGUCUGUCGCACUGCACGAGUGUGCGCAUGCUUACUCUUGCCAAGAAUGGAUGUGUUGAUGGCUGUGUUCUGUCGUCCAUCAUUCUGUCUUUGUCCGGCAGUCUAGAGAUUGUCAAUUUGGGUUAUAAUGUAUUAAGUGCUGAUGGUUUGGUAUCAGUCUGUCGAGCACUGUCUUCUUGUUCUAAGCUGAGGGAAGCCGAUGUAUGCUACCCCGCCUUUCUUCGUAGUCAAGAUGUUCCUCUCUCAUGUGUUAGCGAAGUUUUCGAGUCAUGCCCUAACCUACAUAGGCUGGAUCUAGAGGGUUGUAGCUUCCAGUGUGAUGAUGAUUGUGUGGAAAGGUUUGUGGGAGCCGUUCAGUCCCAUGCUGUGCUGGAAAUUCUAGGCGUCACACGCCAUUAUCAGAAUGCCCGAUUCCUGUCCAGGCUUGAUCAGCUAGUCUGGGACCCCACCUGUACCCUUACUACAAUCUUGAAUACACGCAUAGUAGCUGUAGCUGACUAG
Sycon ciliatum is the source of this 2724-nucleotide messenger RNA. RefSeq names its product NACHT, LRR and PYD domains-containing protein 3-like. The transcript has a single exon. The coding region runs from base 1 to 2724 and encodes 907 amino acids. The record is from RefSeq and is a predicted model, not a curated record. Lineage: Eukaryota; Metazoa; Porifera; Calcarea; Leucosolenida; Sycettidae.